This is a messenger RNA of Syngnathoides biaculeatus (alligator pipefish), 9053 nucleotides long. RefSeq names its product transcription activation suppressor family member 2 (gene tasor2). The record is from RefSeq and is a predicted model, not a curated record. The coding region runs from base 988 to 8709 and encodes 2573 amino acids. Gene Ontology annotation, cellular component: nucleoplasm. Gene Ontology annotation, biological process: negative regulation of gene expression, epigenetic. NCBI's taxonomy places the organism in Eukaryota, Metazoa, Chordata, Actinopteri, Syngnathiformes, Syngnathidae. The transcript has 17 exons.
UUUUCUCGAGUUCGCGACAGUAUUUUCGCCAAACUCGCAUGUGCAUUGAAUGAAACUAGGCCGAAGUUGCACGAUUUGUUUAUUUCGCUUCCAUAUUUUGCCAGCAAUUAACAACGAUUUGGAGAGUCAAAUUUCGUUGGAAUUUUGUACUUUGUCAGAGCUCAAAGUUCGUCAGACGUUUUUCGGUUUUUGUGAAGAUUUUGUGCAUUUUUUAAUUAUAGAUGUGCCAUCUAUUUGCUAAAUCAUUUUUGCCGUUUAGUUUUAUUGUAGUGUUACGAAGCGUUUAGGCGUCUUCUAUUGUUGUCGAUGCUUGUCGUGCAGUUGUGUUCUUUCGUAACAUGAGUUGAGUACGAAUAAUAAAAAAAAAAAAAAAAAAGUUGCCACUCUUGGUAAGAAGCGGUCACGUGACGCGGGACUUUGGUUUUCUCGCAAUGGCGAAGAUAUGAACUGUAACGACGAGCUGGGGACUCUUGUCAGCGCAUCGGAGAGGCGGCGCGGUGUGAAGUUGAGCCACUGUUGCCCGCGGCCCCUCCCGCGACUCGUUUGACGAGCUUUUCCAAGUCUGAAGUUCUCAAAAUGGACGCGACCGACGACGAGUCGUUUGCUUUCGUUUCCCUUCCUCGACCGUCGCCCCGCGGGCGGGUCAGCGUCGCUUUCCGACGGUACCGGACUUGUUUUGCCUCGCGUCAGCCUGACGACCAAAAGUGGAUUUAAUCGAGUUUAUUUUGAUUGUAUUUUUUAUUAUUUUUUUUUUUUUUGCUGUGCUACGUGGCCCGGAGGCCCACUUUACUUCCUGGUCGCGACAGAAGACGAUGGCCAAUGUUUCGUUUCGCUUUAUUUUUUCCUUUAUUUCAGAGGGGGGAGACAUCGAAAGGGAUAUGAUUCAUUUGAUUCGAUUGUUUUGAGAGGUGGGGUCAUGUUUCAAAGAGGACAUUUUGGUCUUGGAGGAAGGACACGCGGCGCACGUCACAGUUGACACGUUCCGAAAUGGAAAGUGGAACCGACUCCGCUUCGAGUGUUUUGAUACCAGUGACGGAGUAUUCCGAGACUUUUAAACGCAAAAUCUUGGCUCCUCUCCAAAGUGCAUACCUGUACGACGAGUCCAAACUGUCCUUCAGAUACAAGUCUGCCUCCCUCGUUAAAAACGCGAGCUUGACGAAAAAGUACGCUGCCUUUCGAGCCAAGAAACGACAGGCGGGCUAUUCAGAAGAUGACCUGGAGGAGACGCAUGGGUUUUUGCUCUUUGAUGACGUCACCAAGGCAAUUGCUUUUGGCCAAACUGGAGUAGUCACCGGGACAAGCGCGUGUACAAGUUUGGGGGAUCCUCUCAAGGGUGUUUACAUCUCAAUGUUCUCGGACUGUUUGGGUCCUGAGCGCUGGCGAGACGGCCAAUCGGGAUACAUUGCAAUCAUCAGGCUGACGACGGGGAAAGUCAAACGCGUUUCUGCGACCCAGACCCGGGAUCUCGGCACGCCCACUGUGGGCUUUGACUGCCACGUGUCGCAGCAUUUGGCUUCCGUGACGACGCAAACCAGUUUCUCGCUGGCCUUUGAGAGAACUCAAUGUUACAUAUACGAGCUGCUUGAUGACGGAAGCAACGAAACGGCGUCGACGCCCAGCCUCAUGUGUCCGUUUGCUAUUGUGGCGUUUUCAUAUAAAAAAAGAAGAGCAUUGGCUAUGAAGGAGCCCAAACCAUGUGGGUUCAUUUCAUAUGAAAUUCUCAGAUUUCUGCCCGUUCUACAUUUAGCGGAAGGUGAAGUCAAGAAGACAAAUCCAGAUCCAAACAAAGGAAUGUGUAAUAUCGUGGCCAACGGGGCGCAGACUUAUGCGGUACUGAUAAAUCCCGGACCGGCACGGAGUCCAUCUCUUGCGCCAACUACUCACGACGGCGGCGGCUCGCUGUCAUCUUCUGAGGCGGUACCAGCCGGUGCCCCGCAAACGGGAUCAAAAGUUCAGAUGAUUGUUGAAAAGACUCCUGCCGAGUUCGAGACAAAUACUGGCGACGCAAGAGAUGAUUUGAGCGGACCGAACAAAACCCACAAUCAUGAAAUGAAAACCCUCAAGGCUCCUGACGUUCCAGCAGAGCUGAUCGUGAGCUUCACCUCUGAACAAAGUGUAACUGAGAGGAGUCCUGUCAGUCCCGUCCCUACAGAGUAUUUUUCUGCCAAACGCGGAAGGCUGACAGAUUGUCCAGAGUUCCCUCGCCUCACAAAAAAGCAACAAAGGAAAGCGCUUCAGAAACAUUCCAAAACUAAAAAAGAGGCAAGUAAACCAUCUUUUGAAACUCCCAGGCCACAAAAACAAAAUAGUGAAGCUGAUCGGCUCAGUAGUCAGGCUGAGCAAAACACAGCGCAAUCAAAUAUAGAUUGGGAGAAGCUCAGAAGGUGGGUCAUGAAAGGCCGUCACGGUAGAACUCGGACUGUUGACUCGAACAAAGCUGACAAGACUGAAAAACCAAUAUUGUCUGGCACCAAUGUGAUAGACCUGCAAGCUCCCUUGAGAGACAAAUCUGAGCGGUGGAACCUCAAGCCGGUCCUUAGUGAAUGCGGAAGAGUCUUAGUUCCCCACGGUUUGAGGGAUCUGCCCGAGCCUUUAAAAGAGACGGCAAGUGUUCAACAGUUCCCAAGCCCUAACAUAGAUCCUAACGCAGCUGAAAUAGAGCAUCGGCCCGGUGUGUUUGCGGCACCGCCAGCCCGUAGGAUGGAGGUCAUGGAAUCCAAGACGGGAAGUCCCGACCGAAACGCGGUUCAAGACUCGCGAGAUCGUGAAGAUCCAGUUCAACCGACAGGUGUACAUGAACACACUGGUCCUACCCAUCACGAUCAGUCCGCCGGAAAGCGUGAACCCACAUGCAUCCUCUCAAGGAGAAAGACAUCAAAACAUCGCCUCAAUUUAGAUGAAAGUCCUCAAGAUCUGACUGUGGAGAAAGGUCCUUCUUUGAAGAGAAACAGAGUUGACGGCAACGUGAUCAGGAUUCCAGCUGGUGCAGCGGUGGGAAUUGAGGAAGACUCGACCGUGCACUCGGUCAACCCCAAAGAAACGACAAAUACGAAAGCACGGCGCAGGUUGGACGAUGCUCAAAAAAGGGGAGGAAAAAAAGCUCAAAUCAUCAGCAGGCCUCCGUCCAUUUACCCAAAGUGGAAUAGUAUGAAAAUGCUUCGGAAACACAUCGACAUCUCCAGGGAACGCUUUAAAAAGACAUGGUGGAUGCACGUCCAACCCCCUUCUCGCGCCAGCCAAACUGUCAAACAGCGUGCUCGGGUUUAUUCUCUCCGGAAGAAAAUGCCAACCUCAAACCCGUCGACGGAUGCUUUAAAUUUACUUGCUGAUCUGGCGCUGGGGGCCACGAGUGAGCGGCUUCCGGCACAUAAAGACCGACAAGUUGAGAGGCAGCCUCAGCCAGCUUUGAGGAAGAAUGACGACCCCAUUGAUGUUGGCGGUGCUGCUGAAGUUUCAGUUCUUCAUACUCUGCUCGGGCAGCCUGUCACUAGACUGGCAUCAUCGCAGAGCCCUCUCGUGAAAGGCCUGGAGUUGGUUAGUUUGUUGUGUAAAGAACAUGCUUACUCAUUACCCCUGUCUGCCGCGAUACCCUCUGGUCUACCGGGUACACCCUUCCCGGUGUCCCCUUUGAGUGGUUCUAAUGGAUUGCUGCACAGGCCACAUGAUAAUCAGACACCACAGAAGUCUGAUGAUUUGGAAGACGCACCUUGCGUGCCCUCAGACCACCCGGUGAAAUGGACGAAUUUGUUCAAACGCUGCCGGAGUUUUGUUUACAAAGGUGAAUCUGUCCAAGUGACACGUCAAUGGAAGGAAAAGUAUGACUUUAAUCGAGACAGCAGGUUUUCAAGGGACCCAAAGAACCGAACCAUCAUCCGAGCCUUGCAUGGUCCAUGGGACUUCUCAAGCCAAGACACCAGCGAAGACAAGGAGCUCAUUGUCCACAUGUGGAUAAGUUUCUUCUACAGCCGCUCAACAGCAAGGUUUGUUGACAUGGGCCCAGACCUCGUGAACCCGGAUUCAGAUGAGUGUCAUCGUUCAGAAGCAGAGAUUACAACCAGAGCUCAGUCUGACCUUGGCGAGGAUCAGUUUGCGCUUCCACCAGCUGUAGAAUCUACUUCAAAAUGUUCCAUUUCUAACGCUUCAGACCUCAGCGGGACCCCCUCGUUGGAUCGAGAAUCGGAAAUUCUGGACCUCUCUCGUGAGAACGCUCAUCGAGGACAGUUUCUGUCAUCAGAUCGUCAGAUCACUAGGACAGAAACAUUGAACUCACCCAGUCCACUUGACCCGGGCUCUGACUUAAGCAAAAACCCAAAGUCAGAUGAGGCAGAGAUUACAGCCCCGGCUCAGUCAAAGACCAAGAUGGAUCCGUUAACUUCCUCAAUGGGUGAAGGAGAUACUUCGGAACAUUCCGUUUCUCACACUUUGGACCUCAGUAGGACCUCCUGUUUGGAUGAAGAAUCUGAAAUUCUGGACCUGGUUCAUAGGAACUCCAAAAGAGUACCGGUUCCCCCUUUAGAUCCUCAAUGCAACAGAACAAAAAAAUCUGACUCACGUUCACCAAUAGGAUUAAAAGAAGCACCAACAUUUCAGAGUUACCAAACCACGACUCUCUCUGCAGAGACUCCAAAUAAAAGCAGCAGCAAGUGUUGUUGGACUAGCUGUCUGGAGCACGCUGAAGCGGCCUCUAGAAAUGAGGAUGUAGCUUCCAUACAAGGAGAGCUUGACGUGCUUUCAGUUCAGACGGAGAAUCCCAGCAGAAUUUUUAGAAUGGACCAGGUUUUACAUAAACCUCAUAACAGAGACGAGAUGGAUUCAAAAGGUGGCUCCGAAAACGCAGAGGCCACAGCGCUGAUUGGGUUGUUAAAAUGUGGAAGAUUGUCAUCUUUUCCAGAAAGGGGCUUCUACAAAGAAGCGAGCGAUCCAAGUCCUCCACCACUUGAAAUAGAUUACGAGGAAUCGGUUGCAUUCUGCAAUAGAAAUCUCUCGGCAAGGGAACAACCUGAAGCAAAACAGGCUCAGAACCUAAAGGUCACACAGGGUUGUUGUAGUACAUAUAAGAAUCCUUUGUUAAAAGGAUCAGAAGACAAGGACAACUGCAAAUCUCCAGUCACCGCUGAAGAUGGUGAUUUGAGGAAUCGUCCGGUGUUUGUCUCUGACAGGGAAAAUUCAGAAUCGGAAGGUCACAGUACAGAACCUAGUCGACGAGAAUUGUUGGAGAAACAGCUACUCCAGACUGACAUCAAAUUAAAGUCAAGAAUGCUGUGUCAAAAUAAUGACAUGACAGAUCACACCGUUUCAGGAUCGGGAUGUACUCGUGACUCCGUGUCAGAAGUGGAUAUUAGUCAUAAUGCAUCAACAUCUGAAAUUAGCACGCUGAUAACCCGCAAGAUGGAAGGAAUCGCUUCCCAAACAAUGUCUAGUGGUGCAAGAGAGAGGCCGAACGAAGCAAUGACUACGUUCUGUUUUGGAGUAGGUAGUGGUGGAAACCAGCAGAAGGUGGCCACCAAAGCUCCAAAACGUCAACAACCUUAUUUAAUUCCGGGUGAAACUGUAAAACACUUGGGAUCUGUUUUACAAUUAGAUGAAAACAGAAGAGAUGAGGUUCAAGAGACUCCCUCUGGGAUGAUAAUGCCAUUAAAGAGUUUUUCUGGAAGAAAUACUACACCCACAGACCCACAGAGUCAGGUUGAAGAGGUUGUUCAUAACCACGUAGGAACCCCUUCUGCCAGAGAUAUUCCAGAACUGUUGCUGUGUAGAGUAUCAGUCCUGAAGGUUGCUGAAACCAGCCAGCCUCAUAUUGUAGGAAGUACUGAUGGGGGCCUAGCUGUUAAAGGAGAUGAAACUCUUUGUGCCUCAGCUCAAAAUCAACAAAGUCAUUUAAUUCACUGUGCAACUGUAAAACAUUUGGACUCUGAUGUGGGAUUAUUUGGAAAUGGACGAGAUAAAGUGGAAGAAAUCCACCAUGGGGUAAAAAUCCCCUUGCGAGGCUUUUCUAGUAAGAUCACCACACCCGCAGGCCCAGGCCCCGUGGGUCAGGUUGAAGGAACUGUUGAGAAUCAUUCAGGACGUUCUAAGUUUGUCAGAGGAACCACUUCUCCUAAAAGCAUCGUAGAGCAGUCACUGCACAGAGGAUCACUGGUUAAGGUUGGGGAAACCAGGCAGGCCGAUAAUCCCCGAGGUGCUGAUGGCACCAUAUUAGUUGAGGGAGAUGAUUACAUUCGCGCCAUAGCCCAAAAACAUCAACAAAGUCAUUUAGUGCAGUGUGAAACUGUAGAACGUGGAAUUAAUGUUGAAUUAAUUGAAGAAGGACAGGCUAAGAAGGUAGAAGAAAUCCAUUGUCAAGCGAUAAUCCCCUUUCAGGGCUUUUCUACAGAAAACACGACAUCAGCAGUCUCUCAGAGUUCGGUUGAAAAUGCUGCUCAGAACCAGACAGAAACAGACUUUGUCACGGGAACUGCUUUUGCCAAAAUGAGCCGGGAACUGUCGCCAGGCAGAGCCUCUGUGCUUAAGGUUGCUGAAACCAGCCAACCCUAUACUGCAGGCAGUACUGCUGGUGCACUAUUAGUUGAGAGAGGUGAACGGGUUACUACUCUAGCCCAAAGCCAUCUACAAGCUGAUUUCAUUCAGUGUGGAACUAAUGUCGAAUUAAUUGAAGGACAAGAUAAGAAGGUGGAAGAAAGCCACAGUGGGGUGAGAGUACCCUUCAGGGAGGGUUCCAGGGAAAACCCUACACCCACAGGCCCCCAGGGUCUGGUUAAAGAUGCUGUUCGGAGACAGACAGAAACAGACUUUUUUGGAGGAACUGCUUCACCCAAAAGCAUCCAAAAAGCAGCAGUCUCUCAGAGUUCGGUUGAAAAUGCUGCUCAGAACCAGACAGAAACAGACUUUGUCACGGGAACUGCUUUUGCCAAAAUGAGCCGGGAACUGUCGCCAGGCAGAGCCUCUGUGCUUAAGGUUGCUGAAACCAGCCAACCCUAUACUGCAGGCAGUACUGCUGGUGCACUAUUAGUUGAGAGAGGUGAACGGGUUACUACUCUAGCCCAAAGCCAUCAACAAGCUGAUUUCAUUCAGUGUGGAACUAAUGUCGAAUUAAUUGAAGGACAAGAUAAGAAGGUGGAAGAAAGCCACAGUGUGGUGAGAGUACCCUUCAGGGAGGGUUCCAGGGAAAACCCUACACCCACAGGCCCCCAGGGUCUGGUUAAAGAUGCUGUUCGGAGACAGACAGAAACAGACUUUUUUGGAGGAACUGCUUCACCCAAAAGCAUCCAAAAAAACUCACCAUGCAGAGUAUCGGUGCUGAGGGUUGGGCAAAGCAGCCAACCUGAGACAGUUGCGAGAGGUGAAAAGAUUGCAAGUAUAGCCCGAAACCACCAGCAAGGCCGUUUAAUUCAGUGUGAAACUAUAAAACAUUUCAUGCCGCGUGUGGAAUUAACUGAGGAAGGACAAAAAGAGGAGGGAAAAGAUACCCACUGUAUCGUUCCCGCAAGGGGCUUUUCCAGAGAAAACACAACACCCACAGAGCCCCAGAAAGUGCUUGAAGGGGCAUUUUGGAACCAGACAGAGACGGACUUCUUCAUAAAAAGUGGUUCUCCUGAAAGCAUUCCACAACUAUCACCACGCAGAGCAUCGGUACUCAUGGUCGGGGGAACAAGACAGCUGGGUAUUCUGGAAGCCCGGUCGGACUGCGUACCUGUUCCGAGAUCUUUGGAUGAUAAACCAAAACCGGUAGCUCGCUCUAAUGGUUUUAACGAAGUCUCUUCAGAUGUCCCUCACGCUAGGAUUCCGCAGAGCCCAACUGAGAAAUGCACUCAGGUCGGAUCACCCGACAUUAUGGACGCUCUUGGUCGGCCUUCAAACUCGAACGAUAGAAAGGACAGAAAUGCAAAGCCAGCUCAGUCGGCGUCUACCUCACAAAUCUCACCAUUAGAACAUUUCAAUUGCUUCCUUGUUGCGUCCCAGUUAAAAAGCACAGCAGACGAGCACUGCUUGGAUCGACCAAGUUACAGAAGAUGCCGAUUCUACAUAUUGGUAACAUCGGAGGAUGCCUUCUUUGAGGAAACAAAGGCUUGUUUAGAAGCGGCGGGUCAUACAGCUGUACGGCCAGACCAGUUCUUCCUGCGUGAAGAGCGUUUGCCUUUGCUGAUCAUCGUCAAGAAUGAAGACAUCUCUGUGCACCUGUCCGAGAUUCCACAUCUGCUCGAGCUGAAGAAGUCGCCGGACGUGCUGUUUGCCGGCAUCGACGAACCGUACGAUCUCGUCCAUCUGACCCAUCAGGAACUGUUUCUCGGGGGCGGCUUUGUGAUGUUUGACAGGUCAUCGCUGGAAUCCCUCAGCCUCGACGAGAUGAAGAGAUUCUUGGGAGUGGUGCGAGAGCUGAACAAAACGGGGAAGUGGACCUGGUUGUUACACUACAGAGACAGUCGACGAUUCAAAGAGAAUGCACGGUUCAGUCCAGAGGCGGAAGAGAAGAAGCGCUUCUUUAACUGGUCCCAAGAGACGGGACUCUGCUCAGUCUUGCCGUAUCAUGAAUGUGACUCCAAGUCCAGGGAACGGCCCGACUAUCUUGCUUGUCUGGUGCACUGGCAAGUCCAGAAUAUUGCAGCACGUUUCCCGGUCUUUGUAACCGAUCUUCCAACCGUUAAUGACUUUGAUCGGAACGGAAUCGUGACGACAACCGUUAACUCUUUCCUGAUGCGUUUUUCGACUUGACACGCGACCUUCCCAGACCUCAUAUUUUGUGCGCACUUGCACUUGGCACCACAAUGCAAACAAUAAACCUCAGUCCUUAACUCCCUGAAAACUCGCUACCUUCAGUGGGGGAGGGGGGCAUUUUUAUAUGCAGUACAAAACGUUACUGUUUUUCUUAUGCCUGUUUUAGUAUUGUUUUUUUUUUCUUUCUAAUAUGACGAUACCGUUGUGUAUGAUUACAUUUGGGAUUCUAUAUUUUACGGUUUAUAAAAGAUGUCUAGUAUUUUUUUUGUUUGUGUCUUUCUAAAUUAAAAAGCAGCAAUCUCGGAUAUAUUUUGACUGUCACUGAAAUCUAAUAAAAGAAU